Messenger RNA from Leptinotarsa decemlineata (Colorado potato beetle), 562 nucleotides. RefSeq lists its product as uncharacterized. NCBI's taxonomy places the organism in Eukaryota, Metazoa, Arthropoda, Insecta, Coleoptera, Chrysomelidae. The record is from RefSeq and is a predicted model, not a curated record.
UAUCGACAUAUGUCAUAUACUACAAUAAUAAACAAAAAUCAUAACUACGUUAAAAUUUUGAGAUGCUAGAAACUGUUUUUUAUGUUGAAAGUAUUGAUGAAAAUAGUAACAGUUUUUCUGUUUUCGUGGUAAUUUUAUAUAUAACAAUUCUAUACGUUUUGGUGGUGACAUUUUAUGCAUUAUCAAAUUUUAAUGAUAUAUCUCUAAACCUGUUCUAAGGAAAAUAUGUUCAAUUUUGUGAAGCCUACUGAAUUCUGUGCCAUACACAGUGAAAAAGUCUGCAUUUUUCCUAAACAACUUACUGAAAAAUUGAGAACACAGGACUUUUUAGUACUGGACUAUUUAUAUAGAAAUUUCGACAGACAGUUCAAGGGUGCAAUUUUAAAUGAAGAAGACGGAUUCAAUAUGCAACUUCAAGUUUCUGCAUUCCUGAAUGGCAUGUUCAAACAAGCAAAGGAAAAAUUCCUGGUACUUUUGUUGUGCCCAGAUGACCUUAUUUUGAACUGGCAUUAUCACUUAUCUCUAGAUGCUGGUCUCCAAGUUCAUAUUGUGUCGCCUAAAA